Molecule: messenger RNA, 820 nt
Organism: Cercospora beticola
Lineage: Eukaryota; Fungi; Ascomycota; Dothideomycetes; Mycosphaerellales; Mycosphaerellaceae
Product: copper transporter family protein
Biological process (GO): copper ion transmembrane transport
Cellular component (GO): plasma membrane
Molecular function (GO): copper ion transmembrane transporter activity
Source: RefSeq, a predicted model, not a curated record
CACUACCGUCGUUCGACCAGCUCCCCGGACACCUUUGGUGGGCUUCAUCGAUUUUUCACGGACAAAAACAAAGCACACACUGCUUGCAAGACAAUUGACUCCAUCAUGGACAUGUCAAGUAUGGAAAUGUCCAUGAGCGGCAUGGAAAUGCCAACGGCAACCUCAAUGGACAGCAUGGCCACGUCCACCUCUCCGGCCUCCCAUUCCGACAUGUCAAGUAUGCAUUCAAGUAUGACAAUGGACAUGUCCCACAUGAUGAUGACCUUCUUCACAUCAACAUCCACGGCGCUCUAUUCGAACAGCUGGACACCGGCGAGCAAAGGCCAGUAUGCAGGGACCUGCAUUUUCUUGAUCGGCCUGGCGGUGGUGUUCCGGUGUCUGGUCGCCGUACGAUAUCGUUUCGAUGCCCUUUGGACCGGUGCGAUGCGAAAACAAGAUCCGGCAAUCUUGCGAAAGAAGACAGAUGCGAAGCCAGAUGCUCGACCUGCUCGACGGCCUUGGAGAGUCAAUGAAGCAGCAGCUCGCGCCUUCCUCGACACUGUUCUCGCCGGCGUGAGCUAUUUGCUUAUGCUCGCAGUGAUGACGAUGAAUGUAGGAUAUUUCUUGUCAGUUCUCGGGGGCGUAUUCCUGGGCAGCUUUGUAAUUGGCGGGCCAGAAAUUACCGCAGGGCAUUGAGGAUCUGGCCUCUAAGGUAAAGAUCUUGGCCACGGCCGCAUGUAUCUGAAAUAUGAUUGUUGAGAUCUUGAAUACAGGCGCGAAACUGUAGCGCAACACUCCUCGAUGUUAUCAACACCAUUGUGCUGCCGGCCUUGCGAUUGAU